GCAAGUUUCUCUUCUCUUCUCUUCUCCAGUUCUUCUCAUUAACCAGGAGACACAGAGGCUGAGGUCCUGCCAUGCUGCUCUGGACCCUGACUGUGGCCCUGCUGCUCUGCAGAGUCAGUCUGAAGACACAGGCAGAUGUUCGUGUUGUUGUCCCGAAGUCCUCAGUCACUGGCCCCUACCAGAACAGCGUGACCCUCCUCUGUAUCUUCUCCAGUAACGGCUCUGUCCCCAUUGGGAAUGUCUCAGUGCGCUGGGAGAAACAACCCAACAUUACUGUAUUUGCCUAUGAGAACGGACAGGAACAGCCUGAUAUUGAGAACCCAGCCUACAGAAAUCGCACCAGCCUCUUCUCUGAUGUAACUGUGGGGGCUGCCUCUAUCGUGCUGGUGGACCUGUCCCUCUGUGAUGCUGGGACAUACACCUGUCGAGUGGGGAGCCCUGACAGUGGCUACGGGGAAGGACAGCUCACCCUCUCUGUGGCUGCAAAGCCACUGAACUGUACCUUCAGUUUCCAAGAUUACAACAGUCUCAGCUAUCUCUCCUCUGGCUGGUUUCCUGCACCGGUGGUGUUCUGGACUGAUGGGGACAACAAAAACAUCACUAACAGCAGCAGCACCAGCUUCACUCACAGAGCUGACGGGCUUUACGACAUCAACUCCACACUUCUCUUGCACAAUGUGUUCAACAUUAUGAGAAUUUAUAUUAAUCACAUCAACCCAUUGACUGGCCAGAAUGAGACGGUGGUAUUUCAGCAGGUCACUGCAGGCCCAGGUGUUGCUGGAGCCGAUGACAAUGAGCCACUGGACGUAAACUACCAGCAUGAGCCAACAGACAGCCCAGGUGCUGCUGGAGCCGAUGACAAAGAGCCACUGAUCAGAGGAAAUCGUCGGCGUGAUUCAAUAGACAAACCCAGAGUAAAUAUGUAAUGAAGAAGAGCUGGAGGACUCAAGAAAGGACAGUGGCUGUGCUUAGAAGAUUAAGACACUGUUUGAGCUGGAUUCUUAAAAAGCUCUGAGGGCAUGGUUGUGUGGUCCUGUAUUUAUUGACAUUUUCAUUCACUUUUUUCAAGUACUUUUUCAUGUUCAUUCCCUUAAUGGCUGCAGUAAUUGUGCUUGCUGUUGUGGAUGUACGACACACUACAGGCAGGGGGGGUCUCUCCUAUGAUUUGUAAUGAAUCUG
This is a messenger RNA of Lepisosteus oculatus (spotted gar), 1179 nucleotides long. RefSeq names its product programmed cell death 1 ligand 1-like. Lineage: Eukaryota; Metazoa; Chordata; Actinopteri; Semionotiformes; Lepisosteidae. Gene Ontology annotation, cellular component: external side of plasma membrane. Gene Ontology annotation, molecular function: signaling receptor binding. Gene Ontology annotation, biological process: regulation of cytokine production; T cell receptor signaling pathway. The record is from RefSeq and is a predicted model, not a curated record.